CUCAAGCUGAACUCUGGCUGAAGCAAGAGGAAGCUUGGACACUAGCUCGAAACUGGAAACUUUGAAAGGAGAGGAAUUUGACGUGCGCCAGUGGCUGCUGACGUCGUUGGAGAAGAGAGAAGUCUGACGUGCGCCGGUGGCUGCUGACGUCGUUGGAGAAGAGAGAAUUCUGACAUGCACUGUUAGCUGCUGACAUCGUUGAAGAAGAGAGAAAUUGACGUGCGCCGGCCAUAAUGCAAAGCACAACUAUAGUUGUUAUGGCGCUUGGAGACAAAGGGCCACAACUCGGACUGUUGGAGUUGAUCAUCAAGGGUAUCGGCUAUGGAUUACAAGGAGGCCUUGGCGGGAGCGGGGGCUGGUGCACGACUCGGGCCUGCGCCGUCUGUGUUUCAGGACUUCUUCCGGAAGGUGCCGUCGGCGAUCAUCCAAAGCUUCGUCAUCUUUGUGUCCGGGCCGGCAAAUUGGAUGUCGGAGGACACGAUGAUAUCCAUGACGAAGAAAGCGUAGGGCAGGCUUCGCUCGGUGGCAAUGGAAGCGCAAUCCACCAUGUGGAUCAUGACGAACUUUGCCCAAUUGAUGUUGGCGUCGUGGAUGAUUGCAUGAAUGGCCUUCAAGUCCUCGAUGAAGAGCGAGGUGUGGCUACUGUCCCGGGGGCGGAGAAUCUGGGUGAGGAGGUAGAGAAGAAGACGCUUCUCCGCCGGGGCCGAGUGGAUCGUCAGGGCGCCACUGUGGCGGAUGAGGUUGGUGAUCCCAAGCUCUUGAAUGACGACCGCCUUGUGUUGACGAUCCAAUCAUCACCUCUGUAUGUGGCGAUGUCGUCUCCUAGAAUAGGCAGCCCUGCGUUUCGUGCAAAGGCUACCUCCUUAGGACCAAAGCCUUUCAGGUUUCUUAAUGCCUGGACCCUGCAUGACACCUUCCUUGAUAGGGUAAAAACCACUUGGGCUAGUCUCCCAACCAUUGGAGAUAUGAGAGGAUUGGCCAACAAGCUACUUUGCCUAAAAGCAACCCCUAAAGCCUGGAACCAGGAAACCUUUGGGAACAUUUUCUCCCAACUACAGAAAGCAGAAGAGCAUUCAUUGAAAGAAGAAAACGACUUUGAGAACAAUCCUACUCAACAGAAUAAAGAAAGAAUGCAGAAAGCCAAUGCAGACCUGGUUUAUGCAACCAACUUGAAAGCAGCUUUUCAGAAAGAUAAGUCCAUAGAUGACCAUAUCCUUAUGGAACAAGAAGCUGUACACAUCCUACACAAGAAGGUGUUUGGGGGCAGUCUGAUCCUAAAGCUAGACAUGGCAAAAGCCUUUGACAAACUUGACUGGGUUUAUCUUGAAGCUUUACUCAAGGCUUUUGGUUUCAACAAUCUUUCCACACCGCUUUAAAUGGCAAAUCUUAAAGGGACCUUUUUCAGCAUCAUACUCAAUGGGGUGAUACUAGAAACCUCCUCAAGCUUAAAGCCACUCUUGAUACCUACCUCAAAGCAUCAGGCCAAGAGAUGAAUUUACACAAGAGUAAAUUCUAUACCUCAAAGAACACUUCUAACUCCUAGAUCCAAAAUAUGGAGAAAGCUCUUGGAAUCAGUAGAGGAAAGCUGCCUUUCACCUAUUUGGGAGCACCAAUAUGUCUUGGGAUCUUAAGAAAAGAACACUGCAAGG
Molecule: messenger RNA, 1649 nt
Organism: Cuscuta campestris
Lineage: Eukaryota; Viridiplantae; Streptophyta; Magnoliopsida; Solanales; Convolvulaceae
Source: the annotation of a GenBank genome assembly